Molecule: messenger RNA, 3501 nt
Organism: Nothobranchius furzeri (turquoise killifish)
Lineage: Eukaryota; Metazoa; Chordata; Actinopteri; Cyprinodontiformes; Nothobranchiidae
Source: RefSeq, a predicted model, not a curated record
AACACUUCCUGGUUCCUCCCUGAAUUGGCGCGUGGGCCGUUAUCAGGAAAUGAUCAGAUUUCGUUAUUAUGUGACAGAUGAAAUAAAAACGGUUGGAUUUCCCGCAGACUGACGUCCGCCAUGGCGCUGCGCGUGCCUGCCUGCGUCCUCCUGCUGCUUUCUGUCACAUCUGGAGAGGACGGAGGGAAGAUUCUGGUUUGGCAUUCUGACGCGAGUCACUGGAUCAACAUGAAGCCGCUGCUGGAGACGCUGGCGGACAGAGGACACCGGGUGACCGUCCUGGUCCCCAGCUCAUCCAUAUUCGUGAACAGCAGCGAACCCUCCCGCCUUCACUAUCAGCCUUUUCACGUCGCUGUCUCGAAGCGAGUCAUAGAGAAGUUUGCAGAAGAGUUUGUUCACCUCUCUGUCUACGGGGCGAAUAACCUGAGCUACAUUCAAAUAUUCUACAAGUUAAUGGAGUUAAUCAAGACCAACACCGACAAUAACAUGAAGAUCUUGGACGGUGUGGUGAAAUCAGAAACUGUGAUGAAGAAGCUGAAGGAGGGGGACUAUGACUUGCUCCUGGCUGAUCCCAUCUACGCAGGAGGUGAUUUAGUUGCUGACUUGCUGGGCAUCCCUCUAGUCUUUUCUUUGCGGUUUUCCAUAGCUCACAACUGGGAACGACGGUGUGGCCAGCUGCCUGCCCCACCUUCUUUUGUUCCAGGUGCUUUAAGCAAACUGACUGAUAAGAUGAGCUUCCUAGAGAGAGUGCUGAACUUUCUCUUCUACCCCCUGCAUGACAUGCUCUUACAUCAGUGCAUUUGGAAGGAGGUUGAUAAACAUUAUUCCGAAGUAAGAGGAACGCCGACCAGUGCCUGCGAGUUGAUGGGUAAAGCGGACAUCUGGUUGAUGAGAAACUACUGGGAUUUUGACUUUCCUCGUCCGUUUCUCCCCAACUUUAAAUUUAUUGGUGGGAUCCACUGCAGACCUGCUAAACCUCUACCAACAGAUAUAGAAGAGUUUGUUCAAAGCUCUGGAGAUGACGGCAUCGUGGUCUUCUCUUUAGGGACCGUGGUCAAGAAUCUGACCACAGACAAGGCAAACCUGAUAGCCUCUGGACUCGCUCAAGUCCCACAAAAGGUGCUGUGGAAAUACAGUGGGAACACUCCCGAAACUCUGGGGUCCAACACUAAACUCUACUCAUGGAUUCCACAGAAUGACCUGCUGGGUGUGGUCAGCAGACUCACAGACAAGAUUAACUUCUCAGAGAGAACGUGGAACCUCCUCUUCUACGUCCUGCAGGACUUAGUUCUGGAUCAGUGUAUGUGGAAGAAGGAACACCCACCAGUGCCUGUAAGAUGAUGGGUAAUGCUGACAUCUGGUUGUUGAGAACCUACUGGGAUUUUGACUUUCCCCGUCCAUUACUUCCCAACUUCAAAUUUGUUGGAGGGAUUCACUGCAAACCUGCUAAACCAUUACCAAAGGUGCUUUUUCCAUAAUUGUACACCAAAUAAAUCAUAGUUAACCCUCUCAGGCUCAAAGCAAGUUUUGAUAAAAGGGCAAACAACUAAAUCCUUCUUCUGAGUGUUAAAAUGCUCAUGAAAUACAUACAUGGAGUAACCAGGUAGGUAGGUUUUAGCGUUGCACAUCUGCAACGCCUGCUUCCAGAGGGUUAAAUCCUAAUGUAAAGAAUAAGAUCUGAAAUAAAAAAUAUCUACAAAAUAGGCAUCUUAUUAGCUGUUUUAUUGAAUAAAAAAGCAGAUUUUGAUUAAAAAAAUACAAUUUUUCUGCUUUAAAGAAUUAAAAAUCUGUUCCUGCAGUAUUUCAAAAAGUUUGUCCAAAGCUCUGGAGAUGACGGCAUCGUGGUCUUUUCUUUGGGAUCUAUUGUCAAGAAUCUGACCACAGACAAGGCAAACAUGAUCGCCUCUGCCCUCGCUCAAGUCCCACAAAAGGUCAGAAACGGGGGAAUCUACAGGGGGGCUCUGCUGUAGAGCCUUGCCCCCAUAGCUGCCCCCCAUAUCUACGUCCUUUAAAUACUCUUGCGCCUAAUGUUUAUUUUGAAUUCAUUUAUUUCUGUCUUUAUUCUGUAUAACAUCUAUGCCUUAAAAUCGUUUUCCUAUAAGAAAUGCUAAAAAACAAACACGUUUUAAGGUCUUGUUCAUGGAAAAACCGUGUUAUCCUUGUUUAAAAAAUACAAUUGGCAGUUCUCAGUUGCAUACACUUGCUGAAUUUCCAUUUCCAUUUCAAUGUUUUCCAUCGCAUGCAUCAGCCGCAGAAAGGAAGCGAAAGGGAAAACGAUUGAGUCAGAAAAAGCUGGUCUCUUUUACGUCACAGAGAAAAUUUGCAUUCAUUGGACCGCUCACCUUGGCUUGCAACCGCAGAAGGUUGUAUCGAGUUUACAGCCUGGAGAGAGCAGAGCACAUCAUGACAAGUAGAAACUAACCAUUAGCAAUAGCAAAUCAACAACAUGGCACAACACAUUCAGGCUUUUAUUUGCAGAGAUGACACAUCAAAGUUGGAUUUUUUACCAAAGGAGGAAGAGCAAACAAGGCAGCGUAAAGCCUAAUUUAUACUUCUCCAUCAGCACCGUGAUGGAGACACGCACGCAUGGAGGGAGACAUUUUGCCCUCAUACUUCGUCUCCUGGGGAGUGUCGCAAAGCAAUUCCCCUCCAGGACAACAGAGGGUGCAGUGCUGCUCUGUGGUAGCCUGGCCUGCCAGACUCGUCCUCUGUUUAAUUCUGCACAGAGAAAGAGUCUGGUAACUCACAGGCAGAGAGGCACUUGAGGGGCGGGACUAGGCAGCUCAAAAAUGACCAAUCAGAAAAAAGACGGAAAUCCUGACUGUGCCGCACAAUGAGGUAGAUUUCUAGUUGUAGUAAAAAAAUUGCAUCUGGCAACGGCGCAAACAUCUUUUAUUUUUUUUAGAAGAAAGUCUUUUAGCGCUUCUACUUGUGGUUUUAAAGACACCUGAGUCAUUUAGAGCAGAGGAACGAGUCGCAACGAACUCCGCCGCUGUCUUAGUUGUUUAUGAGAAACUGAGCAUUGCUGUGUGUGACGUCCACGACGCUGUAGUUCUUUAGCUGUAGUAAAAAUGGCGUCUGACGACGGUGCAAACAUCUUUGUUUAGAAAAAAGGCUUUUAGUGCUUCUACUUGUGGUUUUAAAGACGUGUUCAAGUCAUUUAGAGCAGAGGAAAGAGCCGCAGCGAACUCCACUUCAGUCGCCAUGUUUAUGACAAACUCAGCGUUGUGGUGUGUGACGUAUGAUACUCAGUGCUGAUUGGCUCGGUUAGAAUUCUCAGGGGGCGUGGUUAUCUGAAUAGGAGAGUUCCCAGACACUUUCUCUGUGCAGAAUUAAACAGAGGAGAGUUUGGCAGGCCAGGCUAGCUCUGUGGCAUCCUGUCAUGUGUCCGGUCCAAGGUUGUGUGUGUGUGUUUUUUGUUUUGUUUUUAAGAGACUUUUUAACACGGACAAAUUUGUCCCUCAUCCUCGUCCACCUCUUCGUGCGCUCGCCACCUCUAAA